CAUCUCCAUUCGUGUCCGUCUCGGCUGCCCGCUCCCAACUCCGGCGACCACCGGGCCACCACUAUGGCCGCUCGCCGGAGCACCGCCCCCAACCCGCGCGGACUCCUCCCCGCCCUCCUCCUUCUCGUCUGCUCGUCCCUCCCGCCCCUCGCCGCCGCCUACCGCCCCGGAGACAUCGUCCCGAUGCUCCGUUCCGGCCAGUACCACGGCUCGAGAUCGGUGUGGUUCGACGUGGUGGGCCGCCACUGCCCGGCCUUCGCGGUCAACCGGGAGGUGCUGAUGCCGAUCCCAAAGCCGACUGGGUUUACUGGUGCUGAUGCGUACAAGAUAACAUUUCAAAUUGGACAAGAAAAGUUCCAUGUUCCUUGGCUUUAUGUUAUAAAUCGCAAAACCUCUGAAGUUCCACUGAUCGAUUUCCAUUUGAAGUACUCUGGAAAUGAUCUACUUGGUGUAACAGCUAAAGUUGUGGACAUGCCUCACCACUACGUGGAAAUUCAUCCUGACAUAAAGAAGAAUUUCUGGGAUCCACAGAAUUGGCCAAAAUAUGUUCUUGUCAGAUAUACAUGGGAGGAGCAAUCAGAGAUAGAUGUUGCUGGAGGGUUUUAUGUGUUAUUUGGAUCUGGGCUUGUUCUGUCCUUCAUCCUUGCAAUCUAUGUCCUACAGUCAUCUCAAGAAAAGUUAACAAGGUUUGUGCGAGAAGCAGUUGCAGAUAGUAGCCUACCAGAGGGAGGAGUUGCAAAGGUCGAGUGACCUAUCAACAAUGGGAUGUCAUGUUGUCCACUAAUUUCUGCACUGAUCAGAACACCAACAAGAGAUGCUCAACAGCCAGUUUUCAUGGAUGUGUAGCUUGUAAUACUACAGACUGCAGACAUCUGAAGAUCCAGUCGAUUAUUCUUGUGCAUGCUCCGAAAUGAACUCAGUUUAAUACAACUAAAGUGGAGAAAUAUGAAACGUAGGAUCGUUGGUGUGAUGGCAUUUCAACCAGACUGGAGUUUUUGGUGUUUACUAUCCCAUUGCAAAGUGAGAAUUUGGGAGUGAACAAUUCUUUUGGUUUUUGUGGGGUUUGUAGUGUCUGCAGUGAAAAUUGUAGAAAUAGCUGGACCAAACGUGUAAUUGCUUGACACCGUGAAGACUAGAUCUUUGCAAGCUCCAUUAAAGUAUUGCAUCAGUAGUAUGCUACUCCCU
This is a messenger RNA of Panicum hallii, 1185 nucleotides long. RefSeq lists its product as uncharacterized. The transcript is spliced from 9 exons. NCBI's taxonomy places the organism in Eukaryota, Viridiplantae, Streptophyta, Magnoliopsida, Poales, Poaceae. The record is from RefSeq and is a predicted model, not a curated record. Bases 64 to 750 code for a protein of 228 amino acids.